Molecule: messenger RNA, 808 nt
Organism: Crotalus tigris (Tiger rattlesnake)
Lineage: Eukaryota; Metazoa; Chordata; Lepidosauria; Squamata; Viperidae
Gene: SDHAF4
Product: succinate dehydrogenase complex assembly factor 4
Exons: 3
Coding region: 86-409 (107 amino acids)
Biological process (GO): mitochondrial respiratory chain complex II assembly
Cellular component (GO): mitochondrion
Source: RefSeq, a predicted model, not a curated record
GGGGUUUCUGUGACAAACGCCGCCCACUUCCCUGGAGCAUCGGAAGCGCGGCAAGGCGAGGGGCGGCCCCGGGUCUUGGCAGGAAAUGGGUCUGCGGCUGUCUUUCCAGCAGGGCCGCUUUUUCGUCUCCGCCGGCGGACGAGCCAGCUCAGCUUUUCUGCACAGUUCUUUGGGAAGUAAUACCUUUAGUGCAAAACGAAGUACUGAACCCACCAAACAACCACUUAAGAAGCCAGUAACUCCAGUAGGUCGUUUUGAUACACCAGAAGAAUCAAGUGUAGAAAAGGAGCCACUAGAAAAAUUUCCCGAUGAUAUCAAUCCAACGACAAAAGAGAAAGGUGGUCCCAAAGGCCCUGAACCAACUCGUUAUGGAGACUGGGAACGAAAAGGACGCUGCAUUGAUUUUUAACUCCCUUUUGGGAAGAAUAACAUUUGAGUGAAAAUAGAACCCAAAGGGGGGGAAAAACCCACUUUACCUACAUAAACCAAAAUCUUCGCAUUUACCUGUGACAAAAUGUCAUAUCUGUAGUAUUUAACUGGAUUCUCUGUGGAUAUUUAUGGUUAAAUAUAAUGAAAUUGCAUUUUAAUGAACUAACGUGGAUAGGUUCUCUGCUGUUGAUUUGGGUGAUGCUAUGACAUUAUUAAGCAAAGAUGUAAAACUCUGCAUGAGAAAGUCUGAUAAAAGUACAGUUUUCUUUAUAGGUUUUCAAAGUAAGUAUCUGACAUUUUAGUGAAGUUCCAUGAUGGUGAUAAGAAUUCAAUGGGAUUUUGUUACUAUUGCAAUAUUAAACAUACUUAUUGAAAAAAA